Molecule: messenger RNA, 2046 nt
Organism: Haliotis rubra (blacklip abalone)
Lineage: Eukaryota; Metazoa; Mollusca; Gastropoda; Lepetellida; Haliotidae
Product: SWI/SNF-related matrix-associated actin-dependent regulator of chromatin subfamily E member 1-like
Exons: 16
Coding region: 80-1642 (520 amino acids)
Biological process (GO): negative regulation of DNA-templated transcription
Cellular component (GO): SWI/SNF complex
Molecular function (GO): nucleosomal DNA binding; nuclear receptor binding
Source: RefSeq, a predicted model, not a curated record
AAUUCGCGAGAAGUGUCAUGGCGUCGUGUUCUUUGUGCGAGGAGAUGAUAUGAGACGCAUGUAGUCAGUAGAUAAUAAUAUGGCAUUGCCGAACUAUCGCCAGGUUGCACAGCCCACUCCAGCAGUUCAGAGAGGGCGCUCUGCACCUGGCACACCUUCCGCUUCUGAGAAGGGCUCAGGCGGUAGCCCAUUCGUCCAGACCAGUCAUGGACAUCCCGGCUUUAAUCCUACGAAGGUUGGGAAAUCGGCCCCUAGUGACCCUAGGGUGCCGAAACCUCCCAAACCCCCAGACAAGCCUCUCAUGCCUUACAUGAGAUAUAGCCGUAAGGUGAGUAGGAAGGUAUGGGAACAAGUAAAGGCCUCCAACCCAGACCUCAAACUAUGGGAAAUCGGCAAGAUUAUUGGACAGAUGUGGAGAGACUUGAGUGAUGUCCAGAAACAAGAAUACAUGGACGAAUAUGAAACUGAAAAGGUUACAUACAAUGAGGCAAUGAAGUCCUACCAUAACUCUCCUGCUUACCAGGCUUGGGUAGCAGCAAAGGGAAAAGCCACUGAAGCUGCGGCUUUGGAGGAGGAGGAAUCUCGGGCCGAGAGAGCCACUGCUAGCUCCCGGCAGUCGGUAAGAGUAAUGAAUACCAAGAACAUGGACAUGCCCAGAAUAAGUAUUCAGCCUGCUGAAGAUGAAGAUGACUUGGAUGAUGGUUUCUCGGUGAAGCAUAUCGCUCAUGCUCGCUAUCAGCGCAAUCAUCGGCUCAUCAAUGAAAUCUUCAGUGAUAGUGUGGUUCCUGAUGUGCGGACAGUGGUCACUACAGGCAGAAUGAGUGUGCUCAAGAGGCAGGUCCAGUCUCUCACAAUGCAUCAGAAAAAACUGGAAUCCGAGUUACAACAGAUAGAAGAGAAACACGAAGCAAAGAAAAGGAGAUUCUGCGAGUCAAGUGAAGGUUUCCAUGAAGAGCUAAAAAAACUAUGUGAGAACAAGCCCCAGGUGACAGAAGAUAUGUUCAAUGGCAUGAUAUCAAAGGCGAGAGAGGACAUGCGUCAACGGCAUCAACAACUCAUUCAGCAACAGGAAGAGGAGAAGAAGAAGCAGCAGCUGCGUGAUGAAGAGAGAAAGAAAAAGGAGGAAGAAGAUAGAAAGAAGGAAGAAGAAGAGAGGGAGAAAUCUCAAGAGGAACAGAUGGACGUUGAUCAGGCUGAGAAAGAGGCUGCACCACAGCUGACAGUUAAUGGCACGGACACAAAACCAAAAGAAAAUGGAGUGGACUCAACCCUUAACUCAGAUGUGGACAGUAACUCGAUGGAUGUGGAGGAAGCAAAACCAGCAGAUGCCGCAAACACCGAAAUGAACAAGGUAUGUGCUGAGCCAGACAGUACAGUUGAAACUCAGUCAGCUGCUCCAGCCUCAGUACCAGCCGAAUCGGAACCAGAGAUACCAUCAGCUACAAUGCCAACUCAGGUGCAAGACACACCUGAUGCUACAAACACGACAGACAAGCCUGAGAACCCUUCCAAUUCUACUCAGCUGCCCACAAGCUUAGAACAAGAGAACAAGGAGGUGUCUGAUCCACCAGUGAAAGAGACAGACACGCCAAAAGAAUCUGCUCCAGAAGAAGAAGAAGAAAAAACCUCUAUGCAGCUAUGACCUGCAACUUAGAAUUCAAUAUGAAUGAAGUAAUAUGUUACAAUUCAUUAAAUUUGCUGUUGUGCUAAACAGUAUUCUGUGUACAUUUUUUAGAGAAGACCUGUUGGGAUUGGGUACAUAUGUAAGGUAAAGUUAUUGAAGUUUGAAGUAAGAAUCAUGUUUGUAUGCAAACAAUUUUAAUGUCGAAAUUAUGAGCAUUUGAAAAGACUGUUCCAGUCUAAUUUAUUAAUAAAUGUGUAGGUCAGAAAUGUUAUUCACUAUGUUUAAAUAUCAAUGUUUGUCCUAGUUUUAUCCAUGUUAUCUGAGGGCGUAUGUUCUUGCGUCUCUGUCAUUUUAUUGUCUGCAUUUUCAUACCAUUUAUGUCAUGUCAUAUAUCAUGCUAGAAUAAAAUGUAUCAUAACUGA